GGGGAUGUCUCCAGACGUAAUGGCGUCACGCCGCUGCCCGCGCCCCCAGCCAGGAAUUCCGCGGCCGCUAUAAAACACGGACCGGUCGGUUGUCCAGUCAGUCAGCAACGUACUCCCGCCAAACCCCGACAUCUUCUGCCUUCCUCACCUCUUCGCUGGUUCGAAGAGGGUGGUUUUUGAGACAAGAACUUCCAAGUUUUUCAACACAGCCAUUCAUUCACAUAAUUUCACUAAACGUUUUUUUACAAGUCAUCAUUUGAAGCUCGGCGCACAAAGCUGGACUUUGACAGAACAACAAGCUUUACAUUCUUCAUCCAACAAGUUAUACAAGCCUGACAAGAAAUAGAAAAGGAACGGAACUAAAUUGAGACGAGACAUUAGUGAGACCAGAGCAGCAUUAUGGCGCACCAGAUUCUUCUCCUCGCCGUGGUAUCGAGUCUUUUCACCCUCAGUUCCGGAUCUUUCUUCCUGUUCCGACAGCCCAACUCGGCCAACAAACAACAGACGCAGAGCCAGAACACGGUGAGGCUUCCCUCACACUUCGGCAACACGUACGUCAAGAACGACAACAACAACAACAACAACAACAACUACAACAACCCCAGAAACAACCGGGUAGAGGAGACGACCACAGAGAAACCCCUGGCCACCAGCAUCAACGAGCGAUGUGUCCAGCGCAGUGCCAGGGACUUCCGGUCGCACCCCCAGGACUGCGGCAAGUUCACCAUGUGCUCGGGCGGGGCUCUGCUCACCAUCGACUGCCCGCCCGGAAGUGUGUUCCAUGACGUCAGCAAAAGUUGCGUUCCCCAGGGUUCUUACUACGACACUUGCACCCGCCGUAUGACCACCCUCAGCACGUGCCCGCGCGGCUCCACCGAGAAGAAAGCUCACCCCCGCCAGUGUGCCCAGUACUACCACUGUGGUCAGCCGGCUCAGGAGCGCGUGUGGGAAGAACAUCUGCGUGAGUGCCCCUACCCCAUGCUCUUCAACCUGGACACUCGCAGGUGUGAACACCACAGCAUGGUGGACUGUGGCACGAGGGAGGAGCCCGUAGAUCCUUGUGAGUACAAGGCCAACAACUGUGACGGACGUGCCCAGUGUAUCCCAUGCACAGUCCGCAACCCAUCGUGCAGGGAGAGAACUGACGGCAUGAACUCCUGGAAGGGGCGGGAGGGCUCGCCCUACUAUGUCGUGUGUGCCACACAGAGGGUAGUGUACCACGGCAUGUGUCCUCAGGACCAUGGGGUUCAAGUCUUUGACCACGAGGCCAGAGUCUGUAAGAAGCUGGAGAGUGGACCGUGGUGAUGAGGACGUUUCUGGAGGCUGUACCCUUCCUUCCCUCCCUUGUCCCCCCCCCCCCUGUACAGGGAGAGAGAGGCCGAGCUGAACGAACAACACGACACCCACACUUCAUCUUUCUUUCUUCAAGGGCAGUUUCUUUUGUGAUAAAUCAAGAUCCGGAUGUUUAUUUAAUCUACUGAAUUCAAAACUUGCAAAUGCGAUCAUAUUCUAGGUGGAAAUUGUUUUGUUGUCUUUUGUUUUAACCCUUAAUUGAAACUUUUACUGGUUAAAGUGUACAUUAAUUUCUCUUUUGUUCGAUUCCCGUAUACACUCGUUCACUUUGUAAAGACCGAUUGAGAACAAAAUAUUGUCCAGGCGUUGUCCAGAUAAACUUAUAGAAAGGAAAGAUAUUAGAUUCAUGAGGUAGGACCUAGUCCUUCCCAUGUCCCCGAUUCUGAGGCUAUGGAAUUAAAACGUUUUGUUAUUUCUUGCUGUAUUAACCUGCCACCAAAAAAAUCCAACAACGAAAAACGACAACCGUAUCCCAUCAGACAUCUGUUUUGCCUACACAUGAGCUCAGCCUUUAGGAAUGCUUAAGCAGCUUCUGUCAAUGAUUUACUGAUUUUGUUUCAAGCCCCCCCCCCCAAACCCCCUCUCCUCCGCAUUUUUAAUUCCGUAAAAAAAAAAAAAAAAGAUUGUGAACAGAACUUGUAAAAAUCUCUUGAAGACAACAUGCAAAAGAUUCAUAAAGUAUAGAGCUGUUGAGUUGAUAUCCGGAAAGUUCCCUUCAACGCCAGUUCCUUUCCAGAAGUUUCUUUGUUUGAGAAUGUUUUUUCUGACCAAAUGUACAACAAAAAACAAACAAAUAAACAAACAAACUCACAAACAAACAAACAGACAAGAAUCACCAGCUUUCACAACAAAACAACCAAAAACAACAGCAACGAAAAAAAAAAGGCUGGAGUGACAAAAGUUUAGGUUGAAGUCCGGGCUCUUUUGUUCAAUUAAAACAAAGACAUUUCUUUCGCCCAAAUUUUUCUUCGCUAGACAGGUUAACUAACUGACGAUUAAUCUGAAAUAAAAGAUUCAUAGUCGGCGUGAUUUCUGCGUUCAUUACUUUGCGUCAGAACCACUGCUUUCAUUCCAUCUGUUCUUGUCACGCCUGUAUAUUUUUCUCCUUUUUUAAUUUGAAAUGUUAUAUCGCCAUGCCAUUGAGAUGUAAAUACUCAUUUCCACUUGUAAUAAAUUAUGCUUGCUUCA
Messenger RNA from Aplysia californica (California sea hare), 2541 nucleotides. RefSeq lists its product as uncharacterized. Gene Ontology annotation, molecular function: chitin binding. The record is from RefSeq and is a predicted model, not a curated record. Gene Ontology annotation, cellular component: extracellular region. Lineage: Eukaryota; Metazoa; Mollusca; Gastropoda; Aplysiida; Aplysiidae. The coding region runs from base 400 to 1305 and encodes 301 amino acids. The transcript is spliced from 3 exons.